Molecule: messenger RNA, 6347 nt
Organism: Anopheles merus
Lineage: Eukaryota; Metazoa; Arthropoda; Insecta; Diptera; Culicidae
Product: elongation factor 1-alpha 1-like
Exons: 7
Coding region: 168-4709 (1513 amino acids)
Biological process (GO): translational elongation; translation
Molecular function (GO): translation elongation factor activity; GTPase activity; GTP binding
Source: RefSeq, a predicted model, not a curated record
CUGAGAAAGUGAUUCUAUUUUCGUGAUUCCGUCGCAACGAAAUUCAAGUUUUACUAUAUUUCUUGCGUUAUCUUCACACGUUGACUUAACUAUUAUGUAUCUUAAAAGUAGACAAGCUUGAACUACACGUUUGUUCACCUACUAAAUAGUGCCUAAAUACCGAAACCAUGAACACUAGUCAAAGCUCGGACCAGGAUUCUGGACGGAAGCCCAGCCCGUUCGAUAAUCUAAGCCGAGACGAUCUGGUGAAAAAGUGCAAAGGUCUGCUGGGAAUAGCACAAAAAGCGAAGCAAGCUAAAGAUGAGUGUCAAGAGGAGAACCGCCGCCUUAAGGAACAGCUUGGUCAUUUCGAAACACAGAAAAAUGCCGAUAAGGAGUGCAUCAAGGCCAUGCAAGAGGUGGCCGACUCGUACAUGGACCAAAAGCUGCAAGCAACGAUGAAAGUGGACGAGCUAGAGAAGCAAAUGACGAAACUGAAAGCCCAGCUGGCAGAUGAAGUAUCCGCGCACGAACAGCAAACCAAAACGAUGCGCCUAGAGAUGGAUCAGUUGAAGGAAAAGCUUGCCCUGCUGGAACGGGAUGCUACAACCUGCUCAGCGGAACAGUUUGCCGAGCUGCGGGAGGAAAAUUCUAAUCUUGAAAAGGAACGAAUAGCACUCGAACAGGAACUGAUCAAGCUCAAGGGCAGCCAAACUGUGCUGGGCGAUUCAGCUCAUACACCGCGGGAAGAGAAAUUGAUCCGCAAGCUAAAGCUGUACAAAGCAAAGGUGCAGGAAAUUAACGCAAAGCUGCUACUGCUAAAGUCCGAUCGAAAGAUUCUACUGAAAACGGUCAAAGAGUACUCUGACCAGGUACCGAAGUGGCAGAAAGAUUUGGUAAACGCAUCAAACGUUUUGUUUGAGAAAAUACGCCUGCUCGAGCUGGAAAAGAGCAAUCUGGAAGAAAAAGUUGGACAGCACGAGGAGCUACAGAAAGGGCUGCGCGAGAAGAACGAUGCUCUGGAACGUAAAGUGUCGGAACUAAUGCGUGAAAUCGAAAAUGGUUCGCUAACUGCACGGGAUCAAACUGACGACGGCAACACUGACGGAGAAAGUAAUGAAACGCAGGUUGAAGAAUUGCGAGCGGAAAUAGAACGUUUGAACUCCUCGCUUGCUUCGAUGGAAGUGGAUAAACAGUCGGAACUGGCAGCGCAAGAAGCCAAAUUACAAACCGAUUCCGAAGAGAAGGAGAGUCUUCGCACGGACCUUGAAGUAUGUAAGCAGACUAUUGUUGAGUUAAAAGCAAAGAUUCUAGCGCAGGAAGAAGUGCUAACCGAAAGUAUGGAAUCGCAAAGAAGCCUCAGUACACAGGUGGAUCAGUACAAACAACAAACUAGCGCAUUUGAGCAGCAAGAAAAGCAACUACAAGAAGAACUUCAAAAGCAAACACAACAGUUAGAGCAUCACGAUAAGGUGCAGCAUACUUUGGAGGAAAAUGUUGAGAGCCUAACUAGUAAGUUGAGCGAAAUGCAAAGGGAAAAUCAUCGCCUGCAAGAAGCAUUAGAAUCGAUGUCGACUGAAGGUGGUGAAAAAUUGGUCGCCCUACAGAAGCAGCUAAGCGAGACUUCACAAACACUGGCUGAUAUGGAGCGGGAAAAGGAAGGAUUGGCGAAGAAAAUCGUCUCGCUGGAAGGUGAACUACAGGCACAAGCCUCAAAGAUGGCAGAGGAAAACCAGCAGGUAAUGCAGAAGCUGAUAGUGGAAAAUCAAAACCUAGAAGCACAACUGGCACAGCUGGCCGAGAAGCUGAAGGGCAGCAUUGGCAAGUUCAAACAAAGCCAGGAACGCUGCAAGCGCCUUGAGCAGGAAACCGAAUCCAGAAUGCUCGAACUGGAGGAACUUUUGUCGGAAAAGACUCGCCUGCUAGAUGAGGCGAAACAAGCUCGCGCCGACAACGAUGAGAAGUGUCAACAGUUGACGGUAGAUUUGCAGACCAAGAGUAACAGCAUAGUGGAAUUGGAGCAAGAAAAGGAACGUUUUGCAAAAGAGCUGGCAGAAUUAAAGACUAGACUCCAGCAAAACGAUAAUAAGUUGGUAGAUAAAAGGCAGUCCCAGGUGCAAAAGCUUCAAGAACAAAUCACUACCCUGUCGGAAAGUUGCGACCGGCUGAAGACGGAGAACGGCGAAUUGCUAUCCGAGUUGAAGGAGAUCAACGAAAUGCUGAAAGACCGUGGAGAGGUUAUAAACUUGCAGCUUUCCAAAAUAGCCGAACUUCAAGACAAGCUGUCCCGUGCCGAAACGGUCGAUAUGCAACCUUUGAAGCAACAAAUUGAGCAGCUGCAAAGCACGGUCGCGGAAAAGGAGGCAGAAUUGGAGCGACAGCGCGAUGAGCUAGCGACCGCCAUCAAUCGCUCCAACGUUAGCUUCGAUGCGCAAAGUGACGUCAUGUCGACGUCAACGAUUUCGCGCGUCGAAGAUGUGGCACGGUUGCGGGAGAUCGACGAAAGCUUCGAGGAGAAGUACAUUAAGCUCCGGUCGCUGGCGGUGAAGCUUAAAAAGAAGGUAGCCGAACAGACGGUGCUGUUGCAAAAGUAUGAAAAAGAGACGUCCGCUGCUCCGAAUAGCGCCACCAUCACUUCGGAUUCAUCGGUACAAGCAAUGAAUAAAAAUGUGCAAACACUGCAAUCGGAAAAUGAUCGUUUGCAAGACCAGCUCGACGGUAUGACACAGGAGAUGGCAAAACUGCGCUCGGAACUGGAGCAAAAAUCUAUCGACCUGACCACGCUGGAGCAGGUGCAGAAAGACGUGGAAGGCACGAGCAAAGACCGAAGCGCUCUGGAAACAGCUAUCCGUGAGUAUCAAACACAGAUCCAAAACCUAAAGCGGGAAAAGGAAGCAUUCCAGCUGGCGAAGAAGGAAAUCGACGCUGAAAAUCAACGAUUAAAGUCCUCGCUGAAAGCAAAGGAAAAGGAAAUUGCCGAAGGGGCGGAACAGCAGAAAGAGCUACGCUCGGAGCUGGAGCGGUCCAAGCUGGCAGUGAAGAAGGCGAACGUGUUGACGCUUGAAAUGGAAGCGUACGAGCGAUCGUUGGCCGAGCUAAACACGAAGCUGGAGGCGAAGAAAACGUUGGUGAAAGAGCUGGAAGGCACGAUCGAUGUGCAGGAACGUACGAUGAAGAGUCUGAAGCAGCAGCUGACCAUACUGGAGGAAGGCUUGGAAGCGCAGCAAAAGCAUUCCCGCGAGCUCAAGCAAGAGGUGGACGCCCAGCAGGGCAAACUGCGUCAAAGCGAACAUCAGCGCAUAGAGCUCAGUGAUCAGUUGGAGGAGCUUCGCGACGAGCACGAUCGGUUGAAGCAGAAGGUUGAAAACAAUCGCGUCGAACUGGAACAGAUAGCGGCAGACAAGGAAAAGACCUGUGGUUCGCUGGAAGUGGAAAAGAAUUCACUGCUCAAGCGCAACGUCGCCCUGGAAGAUGAGCUAAGCGAAUUAAGAAAGGACCUGGUCGGGAAGCAGCAAGAGCUGGAUGAUGUGCGGACUGAAUUUGCGAGCUACAAAAUACGCGCCCAAUCCGUACUGCGCCAGAAUCAGAACAAGGACAGCAGCCGCGAGAAGGAGCUGGAAGAGGAAGUGAGCCAGCUGCAGCGUUCGCUGGAUGCGGUCGAGGGCAAGCAACAAGCGCUGGCCAAGCAAAUAAGCGACCUGUCGCGCAGCAAUGACGAGUUGAAAAAUGAACGAGACCGCACGCAGGCUCGGUGCAAGGAGCUGUUGGCAUUGCUUGAAGAGAACCGGCUGCACAUUGACUCGCUGAUGGAAGAAUCACGCAAACAAAGCUCGGACCACCAGGAAGCCCUUAAAACGCAGCGCAUUCAGAAUGAAACGCUGGUCCAGUGCUACAAGAAGCAGCUCGAAGAGCAGCAGGAAACCCAUUCCCGGGAAUUGCAACAGCUGCAGCAAACCUUACGCAGCCGGCCCGAGGCUACGCUGGACAGUUUAUCAUCGGUCGCCGGGCGUAGCACGCUGCUGAACAACAACAAUCUGCAAAGCCUACUGCUAGGGCCAGGGGGAAGUGGUGCAAAUCGUGCCACCUUCACCGAUGAACAGCGCAUCAAUCUGCUGCUAAUGGAACGGGAAGAUGGCGAAGGCUCGGAAAGCACCGGCUUGGGUGCGGCUGGCGGUCCGGUUGGCACACUGCGCCGCAAGCUUUCUACCUCGUCCCGUCUCGGUCGUAGCGGUCGUGACGUGAUUCCGCUGGAUGAGCUGCUAAACACGUCAUUCGACGAUACGGCAUCGGUUGCUAUGACGGAUGGGGAGCAUGAGCUGCAGCAGCACCAGGGCCUCCUGUUCGGUAGGGAUUCGUCGCCAACGGUCGAACUGCAGCACACGAAGGAGCAACUUAGCAAGCAGGAAAGCAGGGUACGCCAUUUGACCGCGGUGCUGGCGGAAGCGGAGCAGGAUCUCGCCAAGCUAACACAGCUGAACGAGCUGCUAAAGGAGGAGGUCCGACGGCAGCAGCGCUCGAUCGAGCGGGAGGCGCAUGUACACAAUUCGGAGUAUUUAAAAAAUGUGAUAUUCAAGUUUGUAACAUUAAGCAAUGGAGACGAACGGUCUAGGCUGGUGCCGGUUCUAAACACGAUACUUAAGCUUAGUCCCGAGGAGACACAAAAAUUGCAGAACGUUGCCAAAGGUUCUGAUCCUAGUGCCCGUGGAUGGACGGGUUUGUUGUGGAGUUAAAAGUGCAUCGAAUAUUAUGCCCCCAUCUGGUUCCAUUCCUGGUUUUAUAGUAGAAGAGUGUUAAACCUUUAUCCCGUACUUGUUAGAUAGUUCCUACGGCAGUUUGUACCCCUAUCCUCCCCACUGUAAAAUCGAUUGAAGCAUUUUGCCUUUCGAUUAUCCCGUCCGAAUUUGGUAAGGUUUAAAGGGUGGAAAGAAACCGAUUGCAAUUUUAUUCCUAUAUUCUCACUCUUUAUCGGCAAUUGCACUGAACUCUAGAGCGUGUUUAGGAAGGAGCGGUUAUAGUAUGUUAUCAAUAUGGUUUUAAUGAAUUAUUGCAACUUACUACCUACGAACUACAUUUCUCUGUAUGCCGUAAUAUACCCAGAGUAUCCCGAUUCGAUUCCAAUUUCUCUAAAUGCAUUGUGUCCUUGGUAAAAUAAUGAGUUAACGUUUAUUGUGCUGUACAAUUUGGUUGUUAGCGCUUUACUAUAGCUAGCUUUUGCACUCUGUUUGAAAUAAGGACAGAUUAGGUAGAACAUUUCUUGAAGGUGCAAUAAAAACUAUACAAAACAGACAUUUAAAACAAACAGGUACAAACGAGAUCUCACCACUCGUACUUCAUGCGUACGAUCGCGCGCGUGUUCAUCACGGACUCGCAAAAAUAACCGCCUCUCUCCCGCUCCGGAGAGGCUCUUUAAAUGAAGCAAUGAAAGAAACGUGCAAAACGGGUCUCGUGCACAGAGAAAUCUCAGCAAAUUGGCAUGUGCGAAAAUGGCAUUCAUCCAUUUCCUUUUUCGUUGCGGGAUCGGGAACCUGCACAGCCGUGGUAGCGAAAACUCCUCAUGCGCAAUUUUAUCGCCUCGCGUGUUCACUGUGUGUGUGGCCCGUGCUCCGGCCUGCGGGGAACGGAACUGUGAGGGAGGCGGGCAAGGCCGGUGGGUAAGAUAUAUUCAUAGCACUUUAUCUGUCUGGGCGCUGGGUUUGUGUUAUGCUGUCUUAUGCUGUCUCGUUCCGUUGCGUGCGACUAUUUGACGUAAAGAGCGUAACCAAGCAUAAACGCCCAGAACUGAAAGACGUGCAAAUGAACACCAAUGAUUGAUUUGAUCUAGCGAGAUCGUGUUUAUACUUUACAGGAACAGGAAAGUGAAGUGUUUUCGGUGCGUUAGAUCUGUUUCAAUGGGAAAAUUUGAGAAAAAAUUAAAUGAAAAUCGUCAACCAGCGCCACCGUUUAAUAGUUCCUAAUAAAAUUUUUAUUAAACCCGCAUGAACCAAUUCCAUGCUAUCGAAAUCCUUGAAAUGAAAUGGCAAUCGUCCUAACAAAUGUGUGCAAAAUUCCAAAACAUAUGUUGAGCGGACGUUUAAACUGACAACGACCGUCCUUCGCCCUGAUGUGCGGUUUCGGGGCGAAGAUGAAUUUGCGGAUGAACACCCGCUGCUUGUUCCUCCCCCACUCGGUGGAGAGCGGGUUCAUUCGUCACGUUGGUCGCGCAUGUUCUGAACGCCGUGUGAAAAUUCGGCCUUUCACUCCUUUGUGCUCGUGGUAAGUGGAACGUUUUUCUGUGUGCUCCUGCAGAUUUGUGAAAGAUUUUCGGCAAAUCGUACGAGUGAGCGAGCGUUUGGUGUCCCCCUUUUAACCCGGCAUCAGCAAGACACAAA